Molecule: messenger RNA, 1274 nt
Organism: Ceratitis capitata (Mediterranean fruit fly)
Lineage: Eukaryota; Metazoa; Arthropoda; Insecta; Diptera; Tephritidae
Product: nucleosome assembly protein 1-like 1
Exons: 8
Coding region: 221-1114 (297 amino acids)
Biological process (GO): nucleosome assembly
Cellular component (GO): chromatin; nucleus
Molecular function (GO): histone binding; chromatin binding
Source: RefSeq, a predicted model, not a curated record
ACAAACAAUUUUUACGAAGUCGUCACAAUCCCAAAUACUGCUAGCGGUCCAACGCGUUGUGUGUGUGAAAGGGAAAUCGGAGUUGUGAAAUCGAAAAGUGCAGUAUAUGCGCCAAGUACAGUGGCCAAUAAAGACCAAACUCCAUUGCCAACAAACUGAUUGCACCUUAUCAAUGUGACUUUAGAACUGCUCAGCAAACAACAAUAAUAAAUAAAUAGCAAUGAAUCUGGAGUCGUUGAAAAUGCGCAGCUUGCCGAAGGUACCGGUAUCAAAGCAGAGUUCUUUUGCUAGCGCCAAAAAGUCGUCGGAGAAGAAAUUCAGUGAAGAUGAAACCAAAACAAUAAGUGAGUUGAAGAAGCUUUACUUGGAAACAAUUAAGCUCGAUGUGGAAUUGCAAAAGGAAAUUUAUAAUAUGGAGAAAUCAUUCGAGACGAAGCAUAAUGCAAUUUUCGAAAAGCGCAACAAGAUACUCGAUGAUUUUCGUAAAAAGACACACGGCCACUCGACCGCUGAGAGUAAUGUGUCCAAUUUUUGGUUGCGUGUUCUUAAAGCUUCUUAUACUGAAUUCAUAAGUAAAAAAGAUGAAAAAAUACUAAUGCAUCUCACCGAUAUACGCUCAACACUGUCCAAUGAUCCGAUUGUCAAGUUUACAAUUGAAUUUCAUUUUGAAUCGAAUGAUUUCUUUUCGAAUCGCAUUUUAACGAAAACAUACUUUUUGAAUUGUUUACCCGAUGCGGACGAUCCACUGUCAUAUGAUGGAGCUGAAAUUUAUAAAUGUGAAGGUUGUAAAAUUGAUUGGAAGCAAAAUAAUAGUGAAAAGGACAAAAAGCCUUACACCUCGUUUUUUGACUUUUUCAUUCCGCCAACACUGCCAGAGGAUACGGAGGAUCCAAAUUAUAGUGACAUAAAUGCUAUUUUGCAAAACGAUUUUGAGCUCGGUUUCUAUCUAAAGGAGCGUGUAAUACCAAAAGCUGUCAUGUUUUUCACCGGCGAGAUUGCCGACUGCCAAAGUUCUGACUCUGAGUCUGAGGAUACAGAUGAAGAUGAUGACGACGACGAUGACGAUGAUGAUGAUGACGACGAGGAAGAGUCUAUAAAUGAGCCGAAUGAUUAGUGAAUCUAUAAUUAUAGUCUAUAUUUAUUCAAAUAUUACUAUAUUUCUUACACACUGUAAAAACUACCGUUGCAUUGCAGUAAUGUAGUAAAAUUACAAUAAUUCUGAAUAAAAAUUAUCGUCAGCGUAUAUAUAUCAUAUGUGACUAUUAAAAAUAAAA